ACAAGACCCGUUUUUUUGCACGCCAGCGCUUAUCUCGUCCUGAUGGUGGAGGGGGCGGGGUUUUUUUGGCGUUUCCUCAUCGCCAAUAUCUCCCACUGCUGGACAAAAAAAUCCGGGAGCGCACAAUACAAAAAAUAAAGUCGCGGUAUCGUAAUUUCACUUUUCUGCUAAUUGUUCUUCAAUCCCAAGAGGUCAAAUUUGUAUUUCGUUUUCUUAUUUUCUUUUUUGGACGCAAAAUCUCUACUCUACAUUUAUUUUUUUACACACUUUACAGGCUAUUUUCCCCAACCCAAAAUGAGUAUCUUUGACCUUAUCAACCCUUUCAACUACAUUAGCCCGAUUCACGCCGAGGCGGAGGUAGAGACUGCUGUCAUUGAGGCCAGCAAGGCCGCAGAGGAGCCCGUCGAGGUCGUUGAGGAGGAGAUUGAGGAGGUUGAGGUUGAGGAAGAGGAGGAAGAGGAAGAGGCUGAGGAUCAGGCCCCCGCCAUCAAGGAGGCUUGCGGUGAGACCAUUGCGUGCAAGUCGCUGAAGCACCAUCUGGAGGAGUGCGCCGCGCGGGUUGAGGAGGGCUCGUCGGAGAGCUGUGCCGAGGAGCUGCUCCACUUCUUGCACUGUGUCGACCAAUGCGCUGUCCCUAAGAUCUUUGCGACGCUCAAGUAAGAUGUCUUUUCUAUUUUCCGACCGGCCAGCCAGCCAGCCAGUCAGUUGGUUGGCCAGCCGGCCGAGACGUUCCUUCUUACAUUAUAUCCUUUGCUUUUUUAUACAACUCUCGUCCAAAUAAACACAAAAUUAUAUCUUA
Molecule: messenger RNA, 799 nt
Organism: Kickxella alabastrina
Lineage: Eukaryota; Fungi; Kickxellomycota; Kickxellomycetes; Kickxellales; Kickxellaceae
Exons: 3
Coding region: 295-660 (121 amino acids)
Biological process (GO): mitochondrial electron transport, ubiquinol to cytochrome c
Source: RefSeq, a predicted model, not a curated record